This is a messenger RNA of Gavialis gangeticus (Gharial), 1138 nucleotides long. RefSeq names its product eukaryotic translation elongation factor 1 delta (gene EEF1D). Gene Ontology annotation, biological process: translational elongation. The coding region runs from base 110 to 1084 and encodes 324 amino acids. Lineage: Eukaryota; Metazoa; Chordata; Crocodylia; Gavialidae. Gene Ontology annotation, cellular component: eukaryotic translation elongation factor 1 complex; cytosol. The transcript is spliced from 9 exons. Gene Ontology annotation, molecular function: guanyl-nucleotide exchange factor activity; translation elongation factor activity. The record is from RefSeq and is a predicted model, not a curated record.
CCUCUCUCCCCCUCCCCCCGCGGUUGGUCGGAGCCGCGGCCCAGAAUGCCCCGCGCGGGGGAACCGCCUCCCUUUGCCCGGCUGGAGGCCGCGUGGACGCAGCGCAGACAUGGCAGCCAACUUCCUCAUGCACGAGAAGAUCUGGUUUGAUAAGUACAAGUAUGACGAUGCUGAGCGGAGAUACUACGAGCAGAUUAACGGACCGGUUGCCAGCUCUUCAUGCCAGCAGGAGAACGGAGCCAGCACGAUCCUACGUGACAUUGCCAGAGCCAGGGAGAAUAUCCAGAAGUCACUGGCCGGACACAAGACAGGUCUGGAUAGCCACAAAGAAGUGUCACCCGCCCGCCGCAAGAGGCAGUCAGGUCGCCCAACUAGUGCCAGCACAACCUCUGCCGCUGGCCCCAGCGGCGACCAAAGUGAGCUCAUCUCCCGGAUUUCCAGCCUGGAGUUAGAGAACAGAAACCUUCGCAGUGUUGUUGCAGAUCUCCAGCACGCCAUCUCCAAACUAGAAAGUCGCCUGAGUACCCUAGAAAGAAGCUCUACUUCUCACCAGUCCUCAGCACCACUACCAACCCAGCAUGUCACCCCCAUGAAGAAGGUGGAACCACUGUCUGCUUCCUCCAAGAAAGUGGAGCUGCCUUCUGCACCACCUGCAAGGAAAACUGCUGAGCCCCCUGCUGCUGAUGAGGAUGAGGACGACGAUGACAUCGACCUCUUUGGCAGCGAUGAUGAAGAGGAAGACCAGGAGGCUGCCAUGGUCCGGGAAGAGCGACUGCGCCAGUAUGCAGAAAAGAAAGCCAAGAAGCCGGGCCUCAUUGCCAAGUCUUCCAUCCUCCUGGAUGUCAAGCCUUGGGAUGACGAAACGGACAUGGCAAAAAUGGAGGAGUGCGUGCGCUCCAUUCAGAUGGACGGCCUGGUGUGGGGAGUCUCCAAGCUGGUGCCGGUCGGCUACGGCAUUAAGAAGCUCCAGAUCCAGUGUGUGGUGGAAGAUGACAAGGUUGGGACAGACAUACUGGAGGAGGAGAUCACCAAGUUUGAAGACUAUGUCCAGAGUGUCGACAUUGCUGCUUUCAACAAGAUCUAAGAAUAAACCUUUAUCCUUUCUGAAACCGGCAUGAAUAAAGAUCAAGGUUUCGAG